UUCUGCGGUUUGUUCUUCGCCCUCGUUGGCUGCAUGGCUGCCGACAAGGCUUCGCCGGAUGUGCUGGCGGAGGAGUUCCAUGGGCUACUGCCCGAGGAGGCAGAGUUCGAGGUGCGCCAGAACGCGGAGGAGGGCCGCUACAUGGUUUGCUCCCAGGAGCUCGAGGAGAACGCGUGGUUCUUGUUGGAGUCUCCCAUCGUUUGUUGGCCGCUCACGGAGCAAGAAGGGGAGAAGCUUUCUGACCUUCCCUGCAGCUGGUGUGAGGCCUGCUUGCGCGCCUUGGCCACCGAGGAAGCUGAGCCAAGCGCCCCAUCCAAGCCGAGGUGGAUGGUGAUGCCGCCGAGGCUUUGCGAGAGCUGUGUGGGCUUGAAGGACAUGCUUGCCAAGGAGGAGUUGCUCCGGUGGCGCCAGUGGCAGCAGCUUCGUUCGCCCAAGAGUUGCAUCGGAUUGGAGGCCUUUGGCCGCUGCUUGGCGCAGGUAGCGCUAUUGGCUGGUAAAGCCAAAGAGGCGGGCCUCAACGAUGAUGAGGCGCUCCACUAUGCCUUGAGGCCUUUUGAAAGGCUUCAAGGACCUCCCGGAGAUGCCACGGUUGAGUCACCUCUUGGACAGAAGGGGCUUCGUCGAGAUGUCGAGACGCCUGAGGCUGCAUGGCACGACGCCCAAAGAGGUGGCGGAGGCCCUGCGAUCCUCCGAGCCCUUCGCAGACAGGCUUCGCGCGAGGCUGCCGCAGGCGGAUGCCUUACUUUCAGAGGAGACCAUUCGACAGCUGGCGGGGAAGCUGGUGCUCAACGCCGUCAGCUUUGCAGUGCCGGAAGCUCGCCAUGGGCACCUACCACUCUUGAGCGCCGGCGUCUACGUGCUGCUGAGCACCAUGAACCACUCCUGCAUGCCCUCGGCGCGCUUCGAGACUUGCGCGGACUCGGGCGCCGAGCUGAGCCUGAAGACCAACCGACGCCUGGAGGUGGGCGAGCAGCUCACCUUGGCCUACGUCUCCCCCGACUGGCCGCUGGAAGAGAGACAACCGCAGUUGAGCCAUUGGUUCUUUGAGUGCCGCUGCCCCAAAUGCGAGGCUGAAGGACAUAUUCAUGAAAGAUUGAAUCAAUCUGAC
Molecule: messenger RNA, 1108 nt
Organism: Durusdinium trenchii
Lineage: Eukaryota; Dinophyceae; Suessiales; Symbiodiniaceae
Source: the annotation of a GenBank genome assembly